Heterostelium album PN500 is the source of this 6747-nucleotide messenger RNA. RefSeq lists its product as uncharacterized. Lineage: Eukaryota; Evosea; Eumycetozoa; Acytosteliales; Acytosteliaceae. Gene Ontology annotation, biological process: DNA metabolic process. Gene Ontology annotation, molecular function: deoxyribonuclease II activity. The transcript is spliced from 10 exons. The record is from RefSeq and is a predicted model, not a curated record. Bases 1 to 6747 code for a protein of 2248 amino acids.
AUGAAUCGUAUAACAAUAAUAUUAAUAGUAUUAUUGGGAUUCGAUUUUCUCUACAGCAAUGCAUUCACGAUACAAUCGAUGUCACCAAUGAUUGCUUAUCGAGGUGGAAACAAUAAAUUUCGAAUUGUAUCUCCUGAUUUCCCAGUUGCGAAUCCACCAACACUCAAAGUUGUAAAUGCUGGCAAAGAAACAAUUUUCGAUUCGUUUCAACAAGUAUCUCCCGGAAUAUUUGAAUGGAUUGUACCAAGUUUACCAGAAUCUAAUUUACAACGUCAAAAGAGAAUCAAUUCAGAAAUUGGAACCGUUAAGUUCAUCAUUCAACUUCAAGGAUCGACUUUAAACUUUUUCGAACAAGAUUUCGAAUAUGUUGGUAUGUAUUUAUCUAUCUUUCAUUCAUUUCGUAAAUUCAUUAAAAUUAACAUUCAAAUCAAAGAACCAAGUAUAAUGAUAAGUCCUGAACAAGUUUAUACAGAUGUGGUUGGAAUAGAAAUGAUAAUGAGUGGAAAUCAUCUUAGACUUAAUAGUUUUGACCAACUACCAGAAGUCAUCUUUGAUGACACCACCUCUGUUAAUAUCAAAUCUAUUGAUAAUAAUCAAAUCAUUUGUGAUAUUCCAGUUUCCAAUACUCCAAAAAUUUCAACUAUCAAGAUUCGAUUCUAUACUGGAUUGGAAAUAGAUGCUCGAAGAAAUCUGAAGUAUAUAUUACCGAGUACAAAAAGUGUUAUUCCAGACAGUGUAGCUUCUGGAGUCAGUAAGAGAAUUUCAAUAUUUGGAUUCGAUAUUGUCCAACUGACAAGCACACCAACCGUUCGAAUUGCACAACAAGAUUGUUUAAAUGUCAUCCAUCAAAAUGGAAUUUUGUCAUGUGACAGUCCAAUAAUUAAUAUUCAAUCAGGAACUUUGCAAGAAUUCGUUAUCGAAAUUGACUUAAAUGGAAUAUCAAUAUCAUCAUCUGUAAAACUGACUAUUUAUCAUCCUGAAAUUCAAAAUAUAAAUCCACCACACAGUGUAUGGAAUGGAGGAGACACAAUCGAUAUUUUUGGUCAAUAUCUCCAAGAUAUUGAAUCGAUAUCGAUUGGUACUUCAAUUUGUAAUUUGAUUCAUGGAUCGUUCAGUCGCAAUCAAUUUAAUGACAAGAUAUCUUGCAUAACAUCUCGAUAUGAUCUUGGUGGAUCAUCAGAACAAGAUUUGGAUGUUAAUUUUGUAAUUGAUGAUAAAAUCUUUAGCUCAUCGAACAACUUUAAAUUCAAAUAUCAUUCACUCCAAAUCAAUAAAAUCAUUCCAAAUCCUGUUGUUAAUCUUGGUUUACAUAAUAUUCAAGUUCAAGGUUGGUUUCGUCAAAAUUCAAAAGUUCAAGUUGGUCAAACUCAUUACACACCAAUUAUUAUAUCAACAAAUACAAUCACAUUUCAACUCGAUACCAAAAAUCAUGCAACAGGAAGUUAUCCAGUGACAAUCAUUGAAAAUGGAAUUACAAGUAAUAUUCUAAAUAUUAAUAUCGGAGAAGGAACAUUUGUUGGUAUUAAUAUCGACAGAGGACAUUCAAAAUCAUACACACCAGUUUCAAUUCAAGUUCAUAACUUCCCAGAAGUAGAUCAAGAGAUUCUUGAUGAUGUAAUUUCAUUUAAGAUUGGGAAUCAAUAUUGUGAAUAUCUUGAAAGAUCAUCAAUUAAUUUAUUCACAUGUUCAAUACCUCCAAGAGGAUUAGUAUCAGAUGAACCUAUUUCAUUUUCUAUCAACGGACAAACAGUCGAUACAACAAAAGAAUUUUCAUUUGUUGAACCAAGUGUGACUUCAGUUUCACGAACAAAUACCAACCCAACAGGUGGUGUAACUUUGAUUCGAUUUGGAUCAAUUGAAAUCCAAUCAUCCAGUUGCACUUUAAAUGGACAAACAAAAUUGACUUGUCAAAUACCAAGAUACAAGUCAGGAAGUUAUGGAAUUACAUUGAUUGUAAAAUCAAAUGAUGAUGAAUAUUCAUAUCCAUCGAAUUUCAAAAUCGAUUAUGUUGGUCCGAAAAUUGAUAAAUUAAUACCAAUUCAAGGAUUUGAGAAAAUUAUUCAAACUCUCACAAUCGUUGGAACUUCUUUUGGAACUGUUUCCAGUCAAGUAUCAAUUUCAGUGGGAUCAUCAUCAUGUAAAAUUCAAAAAAUCACCAAUACUCAAGUAAUAUGUAAAAUGGAAUAUUUAUUGAAAAAUGGAACACAUUCAGUGACGAUCACAGUGAAUGGAGUGUCAUCUGGAGAUGAUAUUGUUUUCAAAUCAAAUAGAUUAUCAUGUCUUGGACCACCACUUCCUGACAAAAGUAACAAUGCAGUUGAUUGGUGGUUUGUCUAUAAAAUCAGUUAUACCAAUGAAUAUUUAUAUAUCGACUCAACAAUGGAUCGACUCAAACGUCUUGAUAACCUUCAACAUACAAUAUCUAACGAUUUCAGUGUAUUCAGUCCAAUUGAAGCUACUUUUAAUCAACAUAGUUAUUAUUACUAUAUGUUUUUUAAUGAUCAACCUGAAGGAAGAACUGAUACAGGUGGAAGGUCAGGAAUGGUAUUUUGGGAAGAUCCUGAUGUCAACGAUCAUAUCAAUGGAAUUCAUAUUCAUCAUUCAAAUCCAGCAUUUCCAGGUUAUACUUCAGAAGAUAAGGAUGAAUACCUCACACCAAAAGAUAAAGUGAAAUUCCUUGGAAGACCAGACAAUAGUCAACAUUUCUUUUGUUAUACAUUCAAUCAUCUUGAUGAUGUUGCAGAGUAUUACUUGAAGAAUGAUGGUUAUCUUCUCGAAAAAAACAAUGUCUUUUCAAAUAUGAAUAGUUGGACAAAUAACACACAAGAUAAAUACCCAUAUCUUUAUGAUUAUUUAUCAAUUAAUUAUAAUGUCCUUCUUAAAGCACGUGUACAAAGAGGAACCACACCGAAAUCUAAAACACAAAAACAACUUGUUGACGAUUGUGAACCCAAUAUCAUACAAAAUACUCGACUUGAAAAUAUAUGUUGGUGGAAGAAAAACCCAAUCGAAAUUGGUGGAAAUUUGAAGAUUCAAUACUUUAUGAAAAUUGGAAACAAAGAUUCUCUCUUUGAGAAAGCUAAUAUUCACAACAUUGCAAAUUUAAAUGAAUAUGUUGUCAUGAAAACAUCAAAGCAAGCUGAUAAAUCGUUAAAAAGAUCAGUGGAUGGAGUUGAUAUUUGGACAGUUCUGGCAAAAGAAAUGGAUAGAAAAUAUUUUGUGGAUUUCUUUUACGCAUCAAAAAAUAUUCAGACUGAUAUUUCUUCAGGAGUGUCAAAUGUUGGAUUUUUAAAUUUUCCACCAUAUCUCAGUAAUCCUCAACUAAAUCUCGAAACAAAAUCUUUUAAAUUCUCUGGUUAUUCAAAUGAACAUUCGAAAUUAGGAAUUCCGAUGUAUCCUACUUAUGGUGAUCAGGCUCUCAAUGAUAAAGAAAAUUAUUUUUGUUUUGGUGAUUCAAACAGACACAAUGGUCAAGCUGGUAGAGGAGGUGGUCUGGUUUGUAUACAACACCCAACACUUUCAUAUCAAUUCAACAGAAUGGUCCGUCAAUACAAUGUUGUAGAUAGAAAUAAUGUUUUGACAAAACCCAAUAAAGGAAACUCAGUAGAUCUAUUUUGUUCAGUUACACAACCAAUCAAAGUUCAAAGAGGUCAAUGGUCGAAUACAUAUGAAGUGGAGGUUAAAGAUUUCAUUAAUGGAAAUCACAUUUCUAAAUAUCCAAGAGAGAUUCAUGAAAUCACUCCAAACCUAAAGAAUAAUCCUCCUACUCCUUAUGAUAAAAUUAGAGCUGAAUUCCCAGCACUAAGAACCACUACAACAUUUGUUGCUCCUAAUGGAGAGAUAUCAAGUAAUGAUGUAGAACCAACUCUCCCAAGUACUCCACCUGAUAUUAUGAAUUAUGUGGCAAAUGACUUGUUUUCACUUCAUUACGUUGCAUUUGACAAAGAUGUUGGUUCUAUUUGCAGUUUUGAUUCGACAUUGACAGAAUGCACCAAAGACAAAUCAAUUUCUUCUUUGAUAACAGAACCAAAAUAUGGUAAACCAAUCAAUUUUCCAAGUUUACGUUUAAUUCAAUAUAACGAUAUUCAAAGCGAGAGAACAUUUGAUUUAUCUUCAAAUGAUAAUUUCAAAGUUUUGGAAUUCACUUCUAAAUUCAUUAAUUAUCUUCCAAAUGCCAAACGAAACUUCUAUCAAUUCAUGGAAUCACAAUUAAAUUCGAAAUCAUAUUUUGAAGCACCAUUUAUUUUUGGAGUUCAAAAGGUUUGUGAAGAAGAGAUUGCAUAUUAUAUGACACUUCAUUAUAUCUAUUAUCAAUCUGGUGCACUACCUUCUUCUUCUUUGAUUUACACAAUUGGUCUAAACAAUCCAAAUUGGGCAAAUGGUGUGAUAUUAGCAAUCUCAAAGAAACUUUACAAUGUAAUGUCGAACAAGCAAAUUCCAAAUUUCGAUAAAUGUAUGAAUAAUGUAUUUUCUAAUCUUCAAAAUAUUGAAAGUUUUCCAGAUAAUCAUGAUUUGGUUAAUCCUACUGCAGAUAUAAUUUUCAGAAGGAGUGCCAAAGCAGCAUGGGAUUGGAUGAAUCCAACCUAUUCAAAUGGUAAUGGUGGAAAAGGAGACAAACUUUCAAGAAUUGACAAAGAUAAUAUUAUUCCAGUUCACAUUUUAUUGGAGACAGUUAUCAAAGCAAGACAGAAUGGAUAUAUCUUGAAUAUGAGUAAUUUGAGAAGAUUCAUUGAUAUACAAUACAUUUCAGAAGAAAACUUUAAAACUAUUCUCGUUAAUAAUUAUAUUAUUCCAGUACCUUCAAAUCCAAUCGAUGUUAAUUCAUUCAAUUCUCAGAUUAAAAAGAAAUCAAUAAUGUUUUCAAAAUCAAUUUUGAACAAUGUUGAAAUCAAGAAUUACAAUCAGCUAUCACCACUUGUUCAAGAUGAAAGAGUCAUCAGAUCAGGAGUUCAACAAUUAAUUUCAAUCACACCAAAAUCAAUUCGAUUGGAAGAUAUUUAUUCAUUGAAUUCAAAUGAAUUGUCAAAUCUCGAGAAUUCAAUUGACAAAUGGAUCACAAUCAACGAUCAAAGUCAAGCAAUUCAAACACUAAUUAUCAAUAGUUUCAAUCAAUUUGAAAAUCAUGCAAUCAAAUUCAUUGAUGAAAUCAAUCGUGAUCUCGAUGGUAAUUCAAUCGAUCUCAGUACCCAACAAACUGAAAGUAACCAAAAAAUAAUUAGCUUAUCAUCACCAAUUUCAAUUGUUUCGAUAACAUUCAUUCUUGAAAGUAUUUUGAUGAGUAAAUCAACAAUUCAUUCAACAUUUGGAGAUUUCGAAGUGUAUUAUCUUCCAAAACCGAAUUUUUAUGAUGGUGUUUAUGGAAUGAUAAUAUCGACAAUCAAUUCGCAACUUUGUGAUUUCCAAAUGAUCAGUGAAUCUGAUUUCCAAUCAAAUAAUUUCGAUAUGACAUGUCCAUCAUCAGGACCAAUCAUAACAUCAGUAAAUCAAUUGAAUGGACCAACCAAUGGUGGAUAUAAGAUUACAAUCAAUGGAAUUAGAUUCAAUUCAUCAAUGACACUCUCAGUUGGAGAACAACAAUGUGUUUCAACAGAAUUGAUUUCAAAUCAACAAAUUGUUUGUCAAGUUCCAAAAGGAAGCGGUCGAAAUAAUCUGAUUCAAAUUUCAACACAACAAAUCUCAUUCAAUAUCCAGAGAUCAAAAUUCAUAUUUUCAUAUGAUUCUCCCACGAUCACAAAUAUUGAACCAGAAAUGAUCAAGAGUUAUGGAAAUGAUAUCAUGACAAUUUAUGGUUCAAAUUUUGGAGAUAAUAUCAAAGAUAUCAGAGUUUUGAUUGAUGAUAAACUUGAUUGUUCACCAAUUCUAAGUAUUUCAUCAAAUUCAAUUGCAUGUUUAACACCGAAUGCAAUUGGAGAUCAUCGACAUGUAACUGUUAUUGUUCAUGAUCAAUCAUCGAAAUUGGCAUUAUAUUCGAUUGGAACACAAUCAUUCAGUUUCGGUGGACCAGAAAUUCUCAAAAUCGUUCCAAAAUCAGGAGAUCCAACAGAUAAAGUUGUAAUUCUUGGAAAUGGAUUCGGAAAUGAAGAAGUCUAUGAUCUUCCACCUCUAUUAUUCAUUGGAGAUAAUCAAAUCGAAAUUGAUAAUUUCACCAACAAUUUCAUUGAAUUCCAAUUGGAAUAUGAAACAUCAAAACAACCAGUCAUUAUCCAAUCAGGUGAUCAAACAAUCCAAUCAGAAUUCGAAUAUUAUUCAACAAUAAUCACAAAUAUCAACAACACUGAAAUUCCAACGAGUGGUGGUUUGAUUCAAUUGAAUGGAUUUGGAUUAGGAUUAUCAUCAAAUGAACAAUUGGUUGUCAAACUGAAUGGAAUCGAUUUAGAUUGCACUUCAUUCGAUUUGUUUGUUGAAUGUUAUGUUCCAUCUGGAUAUGGACAAUCAUAUCGAUUAUCAGCAACAAUCAAUGGUGUCGAACUCUUACCAAAUCAAAUAAUCUCAUAUUCGCAACCAGUGAUCAACAAUGUUAUAAUCAAGAAUGAUUUGAUUGAAAUAUCAGGCAAUAACUUUGUUCCAAUCGAGAAUGGAUUCACUGUCACUGAAAGUUCACAGAUUGUAUUAUUCUAUGAUGGAUACACCACCACUUUUAAAUCAUUCAAAUCCAGUAUUCUUGCUGAAUGUUUGACCACUAAACUACCACAAUCUAUUCAAAUCAUCGUUGGUGGACAAUCAUCAAAUAUUUAUAAUUUAAUUUGA